Molecule: messenger RNA, 2103 nt
Organism: Anthostomella pinea
Lineage: Eukaryota; Fungi; Ascomycota; Sordariomycetes; Xylariales; Xylariaceae
Source: the annotation of a GenBank genome assembly
AUGGCUGGACGGCGCAGGCGUGCCGCCUCCACCUCGACCGUCGCAACGGUCGAUGACGAUGCCAUUCAAUACUACAAGGAGAACACCGUCAUCAAGCCAGCCAAAAACAGCACCCACACUGACGAUUGGCCCUGUUUCCUGCUUGCCGAUGCGACCGUCUACCACCGCGAUGGCACAUUGGCAAACCUGCUGCACGUCGAUUUGGAGGGGCCCUUUAUCAUACGCGGCAGAGUCGAGAUCGAGAGGGAUCAAGAGCGCUUUCUUGUCAAUCGCCAAAGCAAGACUAAGUCGGCCUGGAUUCAAAUACAAAGCACCGUAUCCUUCUCAAUCGGACUGAAAGACGAUGGCUUGUCGGUUCCUGUUCUCUGGGCUAGCGGCGAGGCGGGAUGGUACGAGAUCAUCCCUUCUGACAGGUAUAUGGCCGUGUGCGACACAAUGUUCCAGGGCAUAUCUCUUCACUACGCCAUACUUGACCAAUACGACGAGGCUCUUGUGAAGUUGUAUAAGAAGAAGAAGAACAGGAGAAAAACCAUACACAACGUAUCUUUGCCUCUGGAUGAGGUUCUAUUCAAAUAUGCCCUCACUGUCGGUGAUGGUAUUACUUUGCCAGAAGCCCACCAGCGACUACAAGAUCAGGCCAUCUUUCUCCUGUCACACUUUCCCAAGGACACCGAGUUUCAUAACUAUCUGAGAGGCAAAUUUCCCGAUCUCCGACAGAGACUCACUGAAAAAGAGUCGAAUGAAUCGAAGCAAAACAAGGCCACGGGACCUUCGCCUCUGGAAGCGUCCAUCUAUCCGACCAGAGAGAAGUCCAGUUCGCUGGACAUCGCUAACGGAAAGAAGAAAGAGAAGCUACCAGUCAGAAGUUUGGCAACAAGGAGUACUCGGAGCAGUGAAACGAUCGAAGUCGCAAUCAUUGAACCUAAGGAUAAUCAACGGACCCUUGCACCGAAACCCGUCAGGGCUACAAGAAACUCACCGCUUGUUGCUGACGAGAAAGCUGACAUUAUCAUGAUCGAUGCACCAGAAGCAAAGCCCCAGAGCGUGAUGAUGACACAUGCCCAGCGGCCUACUGCUGCGUCCAGUUCUAUCACGGAAGUCAAGUCUUCCGGGGACGUCCUGGUUGAAGCUCUACAAGAUUCUCGAAGAAACGUCUUGGAGGUGCUCAAGGAAGGGAAACAAAGGAAACAUCCCGACGACAUGACUGUGAAAAGUUGGCAGACCAAGAUAUAUCAGGAAUGCAACAUCAAACCGUACGAAGCGCUGCAUGAGGUCUGCCUCUACCACGCACGAGACUUUGUGCGACUGCUUGGUCCUGAUUGGCACAAUACACAGUUCUACAAAUGGGCGAAGGCCAAUGUCGACACCCCGCCGAAGCUCACGCUUGUCACCGAGGACGCUGUCAAAAGGAUAGCUCGACGAGUGAGGAAACCACGACCAGGAGCUCGCAUCGAACAAGGUGCAAAGGAGAACACACAGCCAGAGGCAGCAGAGCGCCAAGGAAAUCAACCCCAUCGAGGCCGCCCGAGUGGUAAGGCCGCAGGCUUGCGUCCGUCCUUGGGAAGCAAGAAACGCUUGCGAACCGAGACAGGAUUCGAUGACGAUAUGGAUGUGGAUGAAGACGGAGUACCUAUGAGGACAUCCAAGAAAUCACGACUUCUCGCUGACGGUGAAAUGGACGAAGUCCAUGACGGAACUCCGUCGGGUGAUGACGAACAGCCCGAGAGCAAAGACGCACCGGCAACCAAACUGGUCAUACGCGCCGAGAAACUGCCCUCUUCUACACCUCAGGGGCCGAAUCAGACGUGGACCUGCGAAGAGCCCGAUUGUGGCUUUGUCGUCCGAGCUGCUGACGCAGAAGAGGGCCAGAACCUCAUCACUGCUCAUUUCGACCAACACGAGAAAGAAGCUCGUGACGUUGCCGAAGAAGCCGCGUUGAGCAGAGUCAACCUUGCACUGCAGGAGUCACGAUCAGGACACAUGCCUAUUAAUCAUCUCCUCGAUAAGAUCCGGAGCCUGGGCGAGAGGACAGAACGCCGCGACGAGGCUCAUCUGAAUGGCCAACCGCUGCCCCAGCCCAUCAAGCGGACUCUCCUAGUCUAA